Leptidea sinapis is the source of this 1863-nucleotide messenger RNA. It is a transcript of the gene pkaap, whose product is annotated as A-kinase anchor protein 10, mitochondrial. The transcript has 3 exons. Gene Ontology annotation, cellular component: plasma membrane. NCBI's taxonomy places the organism in Eukaryota, Metazoa, Arthropoda, Insecta, Lepidoptera, Pieridae. The coding region runs from base 144 to 1757 and encodes 537 amino acids. The record is from RefSeq and is a predicted model, not a curated record. Gene Ontology annotation, biological process: intracellular protein localization.
UCGAAGUUCUUGUAACUCAACUCAUAAUAUUUACAAAAUAAAUUUUUGUUUCAUUUACAAUUGUGAUACCAGAAUAACUUUAUAUUCGUGAUAAGGAAAAUCAAAACGUAACACUACAUACUAUUGUAAGAGUAAUACUAAUAAUGAUUAAGUUCUGGAAGAGUGCUGCAAAAGGUAAAACUGGGUGUCCUGUUCGACCUCCUGAAAAUAAAUGUGACUCAGAUGUUCAAAGCAGUGGUUCCAGUCUCAAAUUAGAAAAUAAUAUCGAUGGUUACAAAUACAUUUUUGAAAAGAAAUCAAAGUUGAGCCUUAAUAUGAAUGAUAUACUGAAAAACAAAAGUUUUGUCAAAAAUUUUAUGCUGUUUAUGGAUUCGCUAGGUAAACAGAACAUUAUAAAAUGCUGGCUGGAACUGGAAAAUUUAAGACUAAGACUUAUGACUUCUAUUUCAAAUCAAGAAGAAAAAGAAAAUCAAAACAAACUCAACCACACCAAAAGUUUAGAUGUACAUUGUGCAUGUGUAAAAAGUAACGGGGAUAUUUCAUAUGUGGCCCAACAUUGGAGGACAAGCAUUAGUAAUCUUAAGAAGAGUAAAAGUUUGUGUACUAGAUCUUCUAGUGUUAACUUGAAUGACAAUUCAAUAUGUCAUGUUGAAGACUGCAGUCUUUGUGAGGAUAAACAAUGUGAUGAUUUUACGCAGGAAGCUAUUAGACUAUUUAAGAAAUAUGUAGCUUUAGAAGCACCAUAUCCAUUAGAAUUACCUGAUUCAUUAAGAAAGGUUGUUAUAUCAAAUAUAUGCCAACCAGCGGGGCAGAUACAAGUAGACUGUUUUAAACCUAUUCAAGAAUUUCUGUUCCAUGAGAUGGAGACCACAUAUUAUUCACAGUUUGAAAACAAUUAUUUAUAUACAAAAUGCCAAAUUGAUAUUUUAACUGACGGAUCUAUAAAUCUUCAAGACAUUCUAUAUUGCGAUUUAGUAUUAUUUAAUUUCACAGAGUAUUUAGAGCAAGAGUCAUGCAGUAUAUUACUUGAAUUCCUUAUGGCUGCAAUGCACUUUAGAGACAAUAUGUUAAACGGUAAUAGCGGUCCUGAACAGGCACAAGGUGAUGCUAUUGUAUUAUAUGAGAAGUAUUUUUCCCUUCAAGCUUCCAGCCCAAUAGGCUUUCCUACUGAAAUAAGAUUACAGGUAGAAAGUGACAUUUGUAGGGAGGAAGGCCCUGUUUUUACUUGUUUUGACAUUCCCUAUAUUAUUAUCUAUAAGACUUUAAGUAACUAUGUUAAAACAUUUUUAGAAUCAGAUCUAUACUAUACAUAUUUAUCAGAAAUGGUUAAAUCUAUUGAACAUGCAUGCUCUACGGGCUGUAAAUCUAAUUCUGAUUGUAGCAGUGAAUAUAGCAUGAGUACACAAAAUACUUUAUUAGCUAUGGGUGAUCCUCUCUAUAAAAAACGGCGUAACCGCUCUGUACCUGAUAUGACCAUUGAUUCUAACCAACUCUAUAAUGGUGAUGCUUUAUGGCAGAGGAAAAAACACGAUGGGUUGAGUCUUGGUAGAAUAAAUAGCUUAGGACGGUUUGAAUCAAAAUUGGAGCCCGAUCCGGACAAAAAAGACAACUCAAUACUUAAGAGGGUAGUUCGUAAGUUUGUGCCAACGAAUACAUUAAGAGUUGAAGAAGAGAUGGCUUGGCAAAUAGCUCAUAUGAUUGUUAAAGAUGUGACUGAUUUAACCAUGGCCCCACCUGACAAUGACAAUGAAGAGUAAUGUGUGAUAGAUAGAUAAGAUAAUAUUAAAUUAUAAUAUAAAUAUGUAAAUAAUUGUAUAUUGUUAUAAUAUGAACAGGAAUAAAUUCUCCACUAUUAUAGACAGA